AAUCCACGGUCUCAACAGUAGCAGACCUUUAAAUCUACAAGUGUACUGUAUUUAUAUCCUACGGCACUGAGCCAGAAACGAGACAAUAUUUGUAUUCUUCACUCAGCACGAUGUCUGCUAUUCAAUAUGCAACGGAAUGCCAUCAAGUGUGGGCUGGUGAAAUGUAUCGGGGCAUCCAUAUUUAUGUGAAUAUUGACACGGGAGGACGGCCAGAGACAUUUCAUUGAAGCUGAUCUCCACAGACAUCGGACACGGAGAUGAUCCCAUUAGCGCUGGCUGCAGCGGCACAUGCUCAGUUAUGCUCGUUGAAGGGGAUCUCAGUAGGCUGUGCGUGAACACUGAGGUCAUCGCCUGCGCCGAGGAAAAAAUACUCAGCCUCCAUUUUGAGUAGUACUAAAUAGAGGAAAGCGUAGUUUUGAGCCGCCGCCGCAGAAAACAAACUGUAAACAUUAGCGAAACAGCUUCUGUCAUGGACGACUUGUUCAGUCCGCGAAGGCAGCUGAACAGCACACAAGGAGAAAUUCGAGUCGGACCAAGUCACCAGGCAAAACUACCUGAGUUGCAGCCUUCACCUGCUCUGGGAACAGAGUCUGUCACCGAUAAUGAGGAGUUGGUUUGGGCACCUGGGGUCAAUGACUGCGACCUCCUCAUGUACCUCCGGGCUGCCAGGAGCAUGGCUGCUUUUGCGGGGAUGUGUGAUGGAGGUUCGACGGAAGAUGGCUGUCUGGCAGCUUCAAGGGAUGAUACCACGUUGAACGCAUUAAAUACGCUCCAUGAGAGUCAAUAUGAUGCGGCUAAAGCUCUGCAGUGCCUGGUGAAGAAACCAGUUCCAAAACUGAUUGAGAAAUGCUGGUCAGAGGACGAAGUGAAACGGUUUAUCAGAGGCCUCCGACAGUACGGCAAAAACUUCUUUAAAAUACGCAAGGAGCUUCUACCUAGUAAGAAAACGGGUGAGCUUAUCACGUUCUAUUACUACUGGAAGAAAACUCCCGAAGCCGUGGGUUCACGACCACAGCGGCAACAAAGGAGGCAACCAGCUUCUCGCAAAGUAAAAACGCGCAACGCAACAGCUGUUGCCAAUGCGACGUCGCGCACCUCCUCCAUGGAACUCAGUUCAGCCAGUGAAGAUGACCUGGACAGUGAGGAUAGUGAGCAGGGGGGCAAAGGUCAAGCCUGCAGUCACUGUCUAACCACUAACUCCAAGGAUUGGCAGUAUGGCGGCAGAGAUAACGUCUUGCUGUGCUCCAGUUGCCACUCGCACUUCAGUAAACAUAGACGCCUGCCGCCCGUUCCCAAACCAGCUGAUCCGCCCUACCUUUUCAAACCUGUGAAAGAGGAGGAAGAGGGGCUCGGCGUCAGACAUGGGAUGAAGACCAGACGAAGCCGGGUGCCGCCACAUAUGUCAUCUCUUCGGAGUGGACGCAACAGGUCAGCCGGAAGCACCGACAGGGGCGUGUCUCCAAAUCUUGAGGAUGUACGCUCGAAUGGUCAGUCGCCCAGAACCAGCUCAACUGCUAUGGCAACCAGGGCAUCCAGCUCUGAUAGCAAAAACGGAGCUGCUGGGAAGACUAACAAGAUCAAAGUGGAGGUUUCUAUAGUAAAGGGUGUGAAGAGACAGCGAGAGUCAACUGCUCCUGAUGCUGAUGAGCCAGAUAGAAAAAACAUGAAACUACCCAAGAGUCAGGAGGGACCCGAUUCUCCAUCGGAAGGCGAGGGUGAAGGCGAGAGCUCAGAUAGCCGAAGCGCCAACGACGAUGGCAGCAGCGACACUAAAGACAUCGAUCAGGACAACCGCAGCUCUUCGCCCAGCCUGGCCAGUCCUCUGCAGGCCAACGAGAGUGACUCUGACUCUCCAGCUCCGCCCUCUGCACCUGUACCGGCCCCAGCAACCCAACCCCAGCAGCCUGCUGCCACACCCACAUCACACACCCCCUCUGAAACACCACCCUCACCUCAGCCCUCUCUACCACCAUCUUCAUCCGCACCAUCACCUGGAGCAUCUCUUGCCACCUCAAAGCCAACAUCAGUUGAAGUUUCCCAGGAGGUUCCAUCACCAAGCGCUUUCAGGACCGGUCCCAGGGUACCCGAACCUCCCACCUCUUUUUCAAGCUCCUCGUCUCAGCAGGUGCAAGCCCAACCUUUCCCUGGGCCACCCCAUUAUCAGCACCAUCCAGGCCAACUGCCGAAUCCAUCAGCUGGAACAAAUCAGCCACUAGGAUUUACUUCCAGGCCUUUACAUCUAGAGAGUCCUCUUCCUCCCAUCCCACCUACAGCAGCUUCUCAAGUCAAACCCCCUCCGACCACACCAAUUCCACCUUCUCACAAGCAACCCCCUCACCUUACCGCUCCUCCAGCCCAUUUCCUGCAGAUCCACCCCAAUUUGCCUCCACCUCCUGCCUUGAAACCUCUUGCUUCUCUGCCCUCACAACACUUGCCGUGCUCCCAGCCUCCUCCGCUGCACGUAAUCCCUCAGAAUAACCCUUCUCAGCCUUCCGUUCUGACUCAGACACAGAACCAGCAGGUCAAAGGUCAUCCCAGUGGCGCUCCAUCGGCUACAGCCAGUUCUCACCCGCCACUCCCCCAAAAUCGGCCUGGCCCAGAGUCCACCGCUCCAUUCGCUCUUUAUCCUCCUUCGGUUCCUGUCCCAUCCCAUCAGCCCUCUGCGGCCUCCUCAACGAGCACUCCUGUUGGACAACCCCAUAUCAAAGAGGAGCCAAUCGAUGAGGAGGAGGAGUGUGAAAGCCCGCCUCCCCCUCGCAGGAGUCCCUCACCAGAGCCGACAGUCGUUGACAUACCCAGCCAUGCAAGUCAGUCAGCAAGAUUUAUCAAACGCCUCAACCGAGGCUACAACUCUUGUGCUCGCACAGACCUGUACUUUACUCCCCUGGCCACCUCAAAACUGGCCAAAAAACGAGAGGAAGCGGUGGAAAGAUCCAGGAGAGAGGCAGAAUUAAGUGCUCGCCAGGGACGUGAGAGAGAAAGAGAGAGGGAACGAGAGAGGGAGAGAGAGAGAGAAAGAGAACGAGAAAGGGAGAGAGACUCUGAUAAAGCCUCACGUGCUUCUAGCUCAUCUCAUGAUAGUCGUAUGAGUGAUCACCUGCUAGCUGCCCAUAUGCAGCCAGGCCGGCCUUCAUUUGAGCCGCCUCCUCCUACGACCGUGGCCGCCGUCCCACCGUAUCUUGGCCCAGACACACCUGCCCUCCGCACACUCAGCGAGUACGCCCGCCCUCACGUCAUGUCACCCAGCAAUCGCAACCAUCCUUUCUUCAUGCCCAUCGGGCCAGGUGAGCACCUGCUAGCCUACCACAUGCCAGGUCUCUACGCUGUAGACCCCGCCCUCCGUGAGCGAGAGCUUCGUGAGCUUAGAGAGCGAGAGAUUCGAGAAAGAAUGAAGCCUGGAUUUGAGGUCAAGCCUCCGGAGCUGGAGAACACACUGCAUCCAUCCGCUAAUCCUAUGGAGCAUUUUGCCCGUCACGGUGCCCUGCCUCUGCCUCACAUGGCUGGACCUCACCCCUUCCAUCAGUUCCACCCAGCCAUGGAGCGCAACGUAGCGGCACCCCCUCGGCCAGAGAUCAGCUACGCCGAGCGUCUGACGGCUGAAAGGCUCCACGCCGAAAGAAUGGCUUCCGUCGCUGCCGGCGACCCUGUUGCACGGUUACAGCUGCUCAAUGUUACGCCGCACCAUCACCAACACUCGCACAUACACUCCCAUCUUCAUCUGCACCAGCAGGAUCCUCUCAACCAAGGCUCAGGGCCUCAUCCUCUGGACCCAUUGGCCGCUGGCCCCCCUCUGGCACGAUUCCCUUACCCGCCUGGUGCCAUUCCCAACCCUCUACUCAGUGAGUUACCCCAUGAGCACGAAAUGCUGCGCCACCCUCUGUUUGGAGCAUCGUUUCCUAGAGACUUACCUGGACCCUUGGGUCCUAUGUCAGCUGCGCAUCAGCUGCAGGCAAUGCAGGCGCAGUCAGCAGAGCUGCAGCGGCUGGCUUUAGAACAGCAGUGGCUACAUGGCCAUGCACACUUGCAUAGUGCUCCUCUCCCGAGCCAAGAAGACUACUACAGUCGUCUGAAGAAAGAGGGAGACAAGCAGUCCUGAAAUGAAUGACUCGUACACUGUGGACUACAGAGAGAAGUCUGUGUUCAGGGUAUCAGGCUUUUUUUUCAGGAAACCCUUCAUGGGUUUAAUUCUUCUUUGGCACUUAUAAAACUUUUUUUAUUGUGCUUUAUGAAAUAAUUAGCCUUUCAGAGCACAAUGAUUUUGCUUUCCUUGCAUGAACACUACUUAGAAAUCGUUUCUGUCCGAAAUGAACAUCCCAUGUAAUGUCGUUGCUGUGCCGAGGGCCGGCACUGUAGAUUUAAUAAGUAUUUGAGAAGUGCUGUCCAAUAUCCAGAGUUUUAUCACAAUUUAGUUUAAAAAGUUUAUUGAAACGUUUGUUUCGAGAUUGUACAUAUUUAUAUGUUUAAAAUAAUAUAUUAACUGUUGAAUUUAAAAGUUGCAAUGAUAGAUUUGGAUACGAAAAACUUCAGAUGACCUGUGUGCAAAAGUGCAUGAUUUCCAUACUGUAUCCUACCCUCAUCAAUAUGAAACUCCACAAUACCUAUCAGUUUUUUAUUAUUUGUUUUUGUUAGUAAUUCAUCCCGAGUAUUACCAUGUUGACUAGUGCUGAUCUGUCCUCUCUGAAUACAAUAUACAGUAGAGAUUGUGUAACCCUGCAGACAAGUUGCUUUACUUCCAUUGUCAUAUGAUUUUAGAAGAUCGAUAUUGUCAUAAUAACAUUGCUACUUGCAACCUUGCGUUCCUAAACCAUCAGGUGUUCCCCAUAUUGAGGGAGGACAUAAAGUAAGCAUUUUUCUGCAAUACCAAUAGACUUCCAAGGGUACCUGUUGUUGGAUAAUUUUAGCAAUAAUGCAAAAAUGGCACUACCAUUUUUAUUUGAAAUGUUAACUUGGUCUGAACAUCUGUACUUGUGCACAGACCACUUAAACAAUCUGCUGCUGAAUAAUGGUUAAAAAUGGUCAUAGUUAAAUUUUAGAUGACACAGAGAAAGACAACAUUUUUUGCAAUACAGCUGUAUUGUUGUGCAUUAAUAUUAAUUGUUAAAAUAACAAUAUAAACCAUGAAACGGGGUGCCACUGUUUGUAAGUGUUCAAAAGGACACAAGUGUUAGCUGUCAACACCAUUAUUAACUUUCCAAAUCUGCCAAAAAGUCUUUUUUUUUCAGAUAAACACUAAAUAUUUGUACUUGCAUUUUAUUAACGUAUAUGGAUUUUUUUAUGAGAAAUAUGUUCUCAUUUUAGUAUCCAUAUCUGUCUGUAUACUUAUCUUUACUUGCACAGUGUUGUCAUCUGCAAUUACUUAUAUAGUUAAAGACUUUUGAUGAAUUAUCAUGAUUACAAACCACUUUAUCAUCAUUAUUAAGUACAUUAUAUGUCAAUUUAUGAAUUAACAUGUCAGACUGACUGUCUUCAACUCUUUUUUUUCAUAUCUUUAACUAUAUAUUUUUUUCUGGGUAUGUUAUUUAUUUCAUGCUGUUUUAUGCACACUUGUUCUUAUUACACUACUCCCCUUGAAGGGAUAGUUUACCCAAAAUGGUUGUUUCAGCUCACUUGGCUUAAAGGCGGAGUCCACGAUGUUUGAAAAACGCAUUGGAAAAGGAGACGGGCCGACUACCAAAACACACUUAUAGCCAAUCAAAUCAAAUCAAAUGCCGGGUUGCGUAUGUGUGGGGCGGGUCUAUCAACAGAAGGUCCAGAUUCUAUUGGGGUAGAGGCGUGUUUGUUUAGGUGAUUUCAAAUAUCAACAUUGGCUUUCAAACAUCAUGGACUCCGCCUUUAAUGUCUUUCACCCAAUGCAGAUUUAAGGCAAAAUUGCCUGCAAUAGUCACCAUUCACAUUCAUUGUAUUGUAAAAGACAUGCAGUGAAGAGUGACUCAAGCUUUCUGUCCCUAAUAAUUUGUUGUCGUGUUCCUUUCUCCAAUGUGACAAUGGACCACACAACCAGUCGUAAGGGUUAAUUUUUUGAAAUUGAGAUUUAUACAUCCUCUGAACGCUGACUAAAUAUGCUUUCCAUUGAUGUAUGGUUUGUUAGGAUAGGACAUUAUUUGGCAUUUGAAAAUAGGGAAUAUGAGGGUGCAAAAAUACGGAGCCCCUAUGGGGACAUGGAGAAAAAAUUAAAUAAAGUUUAGUUUCGCGUGCGCACGUGAAACUCGCCUUUAGAUUCACGUGCGCACGUGAAACUAUCGCGUUUAGAUUCACGUGAGCAUGCGAAAGUUUCACGUGAGCACGCGAAAGUUUCACGUGAGCACGCGAAAGUUUCACGUGAGCAUGCGAAACUAAACUUUUGAUUUUUUUUACUCCAAUGUCACCUUAGGGGCUCUGUACAAAAAAUAAUAUUGAGACAAAUAAAAGUUAUAAUAAACUUUGGAUAUAUUUACUGUAAGAAAUAAAAAAAUUAUUUCAUCAAACAUGAUCUUUACAUAAUAUAUGAUUUUAGGCAUAAAAGAUAAAUUGAUAAUUAUGACCCAUACUAUGUAUUUUUGGCUUUUGCACAAAUAUACUCAUACUUAAUGGUGGUCCAGGGUCACAAAUAAGACAAAUGUUAAUUUUGGGGUGAACUGUCCCUUUAACAACCAGUGUGUGAUAGAAAUAUUUCACAUAUGGCAGUCACACUUCUGGCACUUUCUGAUACCUCCUUAACUUCCAGCUGUAAUUUAUGUGCAAACUAUAUUCUUUAUAAAAUGUGCUAAAAUCUGUUUUUCGACUUGGAAACUAGAUGAUUGUUAAGCUUUGGCAGCAUGUUGAUUUUAAAAGAUACAUUUUAUUUGAUUUUCAUUAAAAAAUGUUCUUUUAUAUGAACACCACAAA
Molecule: messenger RNA, 6864 nt
Organism: Misgurnus anguillicaudatus (oriental weatherfish)
Lineage: Eukaryota; Metazoa; Chordata; Actinopteri; Cypriniformes; Cobitidae
Gene: rereb
Product: arginine-glutamic acid dipeptide (RE) repeats b
Biological process (GO): regulation of DNA-templated transcription
Cellular component (GO): nucleus
Molecular function (GO): sequence-specific DNA binding; transcription corepressor activity
Source: RefSeq, a predicted model, not a curated record